AUGUAUUCUACGAAGAUGAGUUCCAAGACAGUGACUUUAGACAACAUGAAUCAAAACUUUAAACCCAUGGAAUAUGCUGUUCGCGGGCCAGUUGCUAUUCGUGCAGCAGAAAUAGAAAAAGAAUUGGAAAUGGGAGUCAAAAAACCAUUCAAUCAAGUCAUUAGAGCUAAUGUAGGAGAUUGUCAUGCAAUGGGUCAGAAGCCUAUCACUUACAUUCGACAGGUUCUGACUUUAUGCACUUAUCCUGAUCUGAUGGAAGAUGACCGUUUUCCAUCUGAUGUCAAAAAACGAGCAACUGAGAUCUUAAAUGGUUGUCUUGGACGUAGCGUUGGUUCUUACAGUGACAGUGCAGGUUUAGAGAUUGUUAAAAAGCAUAUUGCUCAAUACAUUGAAAAAAGAGAUCGUGUUCCUGCCAAUUACUUGGAUAUCAUUUUGACUACUGGAGCUAAUCAAGGGAUUAAGGCUGUAUUAAGCUUGUUGGAUUAUAAAGAUGGUGACAAGGUGUCUGGUAUCUUGGCUCCUGUUCCUCAGUAUCCAGUGUAUUCUGCAACGAUAGUUGAGUAUGGAAUGCGUCACAUAAAUUAUUACUUAGAUGAGGACAAUGCAUGGGCUCUAAACAUAAAAGAGCUGAAAAGAGCCCUAAAUGAAGCAAAAAAAGAUUGUUUUCCUAGGGCUUUAGUAGUUAUCAAUCCUGGAAAUCCUACAGGGGCUGUGCUUACUCGUGAAAACAUCGAAGAGAUCAUAAGAUUUGCUUAUGAAGAGAAACUUUUUCUAAUGGCUGAUGAGGUAUAUCAAGAUAAUGUGUAUGCCGAAGGAAUGAAAUUUCAUUCUUUUAAGAAAGUUAUGACAGAGAUGGGGGAACCAUACAAAAGUAUGGAGUUAGCAUCCUUCAUGUCCAUCUCUAAGGGAUACAUGGGAGAGUGUGGUUUGCGUGGUGGGUAUUGUGAAAUCAUCAAUCUUGACCCAGAAGUCAAAAAGCUGUUUAUGAAAUCUGUAUCUGCUCGCUCAUGCUCCAGCAUUUUAGGUCAAGCAGCUUUGUCAUGCAUUGCUAUUCCGCCUCGAGAAGGUGAACCAUCCUUUGGUCUGUAUAUAAAGGAAAAGAAUGGGAUAUUGCAGUCUCUCAAAGACAGAGCAAUCCUUAUUACCAAAGCACUUAACAGCAUAAAAGGCAUAAGAUGCAACGAAAUUGCUGGGGCCAUGUAUGCAUUUCCACGUUUAGAACUUCCUGAAAAAGCAAUUCAAAAAGCAAAGUCUCUUGGACAAGCACCAGAUUUCUUUUAUGUCAUGCAACUUCUUGAGAAUACGGGGAUCUGCGUCGUUCCUGGCAGUGGAUUUGGACAAAUACCCGGAACUUAUCACUUCAGGACUACAAUUUUACCACAGACGAAUGAAUUAAAGAUAAUGCUGAAAAAAUUAGAAGAAUUUCAUGAAAAGUUCCUAGAAGAAUAUAAAUAA
Molecule: messenger RNA, 1455 nt
Organism: Uloborus diversus
Lineage: Eukaryota; Metazoa; Arthropoda; Arachnida; Araneae; Uloboridae
Product: alanine aminotransferase 2-like
Exons: 13
Coding region: 1-1455 (484 amino acids)
Biological process (GO): biosynthetic process
Molecular function (GO): L-alanine:2-oxoglutarate transaminase activity; pyridoxal phosphate binding
Source: RefSeq, a predicted model, not a curated record